Monodelphis domestica (gray short-tailed opossum) is the source of this 4728-nucleotide messenger RNA. NCBI's taxonomy places the organism in Eukaryota, Metazoa, Chordata, Mammalia, Didelphimorphia, Didelphidae. The record is from RefSeq and is a predicted model, not a curated record.
AAAUAAAUUAGAUUAAGAAAUAUCUACCAGACUUCUGGUUCAAGAUGUUGGAAGUGCAGGUCUAAAAGCCCAGGGAAGUUAGAGUUGGACAGAUAGAUCCGAAUUUCAAAUACAUACCUAGAGAUGAUCAUUGAAUCUGUUGGGGCUGAUGAGAUCACGUGAACUAGUGUAGACAGAGGAGAGAAGAGGGCGCAGGAGAAAAGUUAGGGGGAUACCCAUGGGCAGUGGGGCUUAAGGCCUGUAGGAGUUUAGGGUCUCCCCUGCCUUGCUCCUUGGUCCUUUCUCUGAGUUGCUUCUGCUUUUUCUUCCUUUACCUUAUGUCUUAGUAUUGAUACUAAGGCAGAAGGCCACAUGGGCUAGGCAUUUGGGGUUAAAUGACUUGCCCAGGGUCACAUAGCUGGAAAGUGUUUCAGGCCACAUUGACCCUCCUUUCUCCAGGCCCUGCUCCAUCCACUGCCUCUCUCUGAGUUUCUGACCUCCUCUCCCUAUCUUCUCUACCUGUGCUCGUCUUGUGGGUCGAACAUGCCAAGGGCCCUUUCACCCGUCAGAGCCUGGGAAAUAGGCAUUUUUAAUCUGUUUGGUUUUUCCUGUGAGGCCUAUUAGACUGAUCUCUUUGAAGAAGUCAUGGGUCUAAUUGGGCUUCUGGAGCAUGAGGUAAUCAACACUGUAAUCAUCUGAGAAUGGGCACAUCUGACUGUCUCUCCAUUUUUAGGGAAUUCCUUCAGUGUGGUGUAAUGGAAAGAGCACCAGAUCUGGACCGAGGGCCUGAGGACCUGCGAUGCAUUCCCUCCCACUUCUCCUCCUCACUCCUUGUUGAACCGUGGCCAAUUCCCAGAACCUCUCCGUGCCUCCCGUUCCUUAUCUAGCAACUUCAGAAGUUGUAUUAGAUGAUCCCUGCGAGGCCCUUUUAAUAGCCAUCCUUCCAAGCCUAAUUCAAAUGCCUCCUCCAGAAAGUUCUCCGAGACGCUUGCUUGUGCUAAUAGCUUUGUCCCUCGCCCUUCAUACACCACCCUGUUCUCUACCUCUUCAAUGACGGUGAGGGAAAUAAACAGAUGGAAGUCCUUCUCUAUCUAGUUGGGACUCACACCAAGACAUGACCCAAGAUGAGAACAUGAGCUCGAACCAGAGUCAUUAGAGAAGCAUGGCUGACAAAAAUGGGGCCCUCAAAUGCACCUUCUCUGCUCCUGGCCACAGCACAACCCUCCUGCAGGGACUCGCCACGCUCCGAGCCCAGGGCCAGCUCCUCGAUGUCAUUCUCACCAUCAACAAUGAAGCGUUUCAAGUCCACAAGGUGGUCUUGGCGGCCUGCAGUGACUAUUUCAGGGCGAUGUUCACUGGAGGGAUGAGAGAAGCCAGCCAGGACAUCAUUGAGCUCAAGGGUGUGUCCGCCAAAGGCCUGAAACACAUCAUUGACUUUGCUUACAGUGCCGAAGUGACCCUCGAUCUUGACUGCAUCCAGGAUGUUCUGGGAGCUGCGGUUUUCCUCCAGAUGGUUCCCGUGGUUGAGCUCUGUGAGGAGUUCCUCAAGUCCGCCAUGAGCGUGGAGACGUGUCUCAACAUCGGCCAGAUGGCCACCACCUUCAGCCUGGCCUCCCUGAAGGAGUCGGUGGACGCCUUCACGUUCCGGCACUUCCUGCAGAUCUCGGAGGAGGAGGACUUCUUGCAUCUGCCCCUGGAACGCUUGGUCUUCUUCCUGCAGAGCAAUAAGCUGAAGAGCUGCAGUGAGAUCGACCUCUUCCGGGCGGCCAUCCGCUGGCUGCAGUACGACCCCACGCGCCGGCCCGGUGCCAGCCAGGUGCUCUGCCACAUCCGCUUUCCCCUCAUGAAGUCGUCGGAGCUAGUGGACAGCGUCCAGACCCUGGACAUCAUGGUGGAGGAUGUGCUUUGCCGGCAGUACCUGCUCGAGGCCUUUAAUUACCAAAUCUUGCCCUUCCGCCAGCACGAGAUGCAGUCUCCACGGACCACCAUCCGCUCGGACGUGCUCUCCCUCAUCACGUUUGGGGGCACGCCCUACACGGACAAUGACCGCACCGUCAGCGGGAAGGUCUACCACCUGCCCGACCCCGGCUCCCGCCAGUUCAAGGAGCUGACCGAGAUGGAGGUGGGCUGCAGCCACACAUGCGUGGCGGUCCUGGACAAUUUUGUGUAUGUGGUCGGGGGCCAGCACCUGCAGUACCGGAGCGGCGAGGGGGCGGUGGACAUCUGCUACCGCUACGACCCUCACCUGAACCAGUGGCUGCGCAUCCAGGCCAUGCAAGAGAGCCGCAUCCAGUUCCAGCUGAACGUGCUGUGUGGGAUGAUGUAUGCCACUGGCGGGCGCAACCGGGCAGGGAGCCUGGCGUCCGUGGAGAAGUACUGCCCCAAGAAGAACGAGUGGUCCUACGUGUGCUCCCUGAAGCGCCGGACGUGGGGGCACGCGGGGGCCGCCAUGCACGGCCGGCUCUACAUCUCUGGAGGCUACGGCAUCUCGGUGGAGGACAAGAAGGCGCUGCACUGCUACGACCCGUCUGUGGACCAGUGGGAGUUCAAGGCCCCCAUGAAUGAGCCCCGCGUCCUGCAUUCCAUGGUUAGCACCAGUAGCCGCAUUUACGCCCUCGGGGGCCGCAUGGACCACGUGGACCGCUGCUUCGACGUGCUCGCCGUGGAGUACUACAUCCCUGAGGCCGACCAGUGGACCAUGGUGAGCCCCAUGCGGGCAGGCCAGUCGGAAGCUGGCUGCUGCCUGCUGGAGAGGAAGAUCUACAUCGUGGGGGGCUACAACUGGCAUUUGAACAAUGUGACCAGCAUCGUUCAGGUGUAUAACACAGAGACGGACGAGUGGGAGAGGGACAUGCACUUUCCAGAGUCUUUUGCGGGCAUUGCUUGUGCGCCCGUCCUCCUGCCCCAGAUUGCUGCCGUGCAGAGAUAGCCCUGGAGGCUCCCCUAGCGCUGGCCGCCCUGGGUGCUCGUUGCCAUCUGCACGGGGCUUCAAGUUCAUGCAGUGGAUGCUUUUAUCUUGUCUUUGUUUGCCAAUAGCAGCGCGCUGUGCCAAAGGCUGGGGGAAAGUCAGGGUCUGGGUCAGGAGUGUUGAGAUCCAGUCCCUGGGGUCCCUCCUCUUCCUCUUGUCUGAGAUUCUGGCAGCCAGGGUUGCUGAGAGCCCUUGCCAGGGCACUGGGCCGAACGUGUCAUGGCUGAAAAUCGCAUUGUGGGCUGUUCCUCUCCCCCCAUUGCCCUUCAUUUCACAACACUAUCUCAAAUGAGAGAGAACCCAUCAGACUUUUGUUUUAAGUUGUUGCUUUUGUUUUGCUUUUCGUCCUUUCUCUCAGUCCUGUGGUUUCCGAACGAGUCCAGACGUGAUUUCAUUAGUGUUGAGUGGCUCCCCAAAGUUAGUGGGAUGCCUUUUCCCCCCAUUCCAAGUUGCUUUGUGCGUGUGUUUCUAAAAUAAAUUUAACCAAAACUUUUAUAACAUACGGACCUCCAGGAGCAGAAAGAGACGACUGGAGACUGAAAUAGUUGAGGUUUACGGAUGAUGAAAGCGCAUUCUUGCCUCUCAAUAAGUGAUUUUUCCCCCUGAUGCCUGAGAUGCAUGAAGAUGUCUUUCUGCAUAGUGUGGUGAUGAGCGGAGGGGCCAGCCCAGUUCCCCUGGGCCCUCACUUCCCUCUCUUGAGGGCUUCAUUCCGUAGCCUGCACCUGGCUCCCUGCCUGCUUUCAGAGCCAGCCAGACCUCCUCACCCACUUUCCUCAGUGCAAAAUUCACAACCAAAGAAACCUCUGGAGAUAACCACAGUCCUCAAAGGCCAUUGGUGUCUGCUUGUUUUUAAAUUUCAUCCAUAAAUGCUGGAUGGGGCCUUAGUGGGGGGAGAGAAAAUGGGAUCCAUGGAAAAGCCCAAACCCUGGGCCCAUUGUUCUCCUGGGAAAGCAUGUCUGAUUUUCUUUUAGUUACCUUCUCAGGUUCCCUUUUUCAUCAUCAUCCUCAUCCUCAACAACCUCGUAGAGCCCAUCAUUCACACUUGAUAGCUCCCUAAGGUUUAUAAAACACUGUCUUGGCAGCCACUGGGUAAGUACAGAUAUUUUAUCCCCAUUUUAUAGAUGGGGAAAUGGAGGUUCAGAAACAAAGAAGUAGCCUGUUCAGAGUCAGGUAGGCAGUGAGUUGCAGAGUCAGGACUUGAACUUGGGACUGUAGGCUCCAAGCCCAGAGCUCACUCCUCUGGCUUGCAAUCUCCUGUGGUGCAGCGGACAGGAAUCCUUGGUAUUUGGGGUCUUUUCCACAAAGAUUCCGGCCCCCUUCUCAGCCACUGCAGUUUUGUUGUUUGAAACUCCACAGGAUGGACGCUGAUGUCUUAUAAAUAAAGAUUUGUAUCCUCUUGAGGCCAUGUCGGCUGUCUCCUUUGCUACUAACACUGGUGGGCCAAGUUCUUCCUGUGACCAGGUACCAUAGAAAGAAGAAACCUCCUUCUGGGCUAACUGUUUCCCCCAGGGUGUGUCCUCCUGCUCUCCUUGCUCCCUGGGGAGGAGGGACAAAGCAGAAUUUGUGCCGUCCCAACGACGACCUCGGAAAGGUUCGCCGGUGCUUGGCCAGCCCUCUCAGCAUGUCGGGGAUCCUUGUCGCCUGUGUCCCGGAAUGAGAACUGGGGUGGGGGGAGCCUCUGCCUGGCUAGGGGGCACUACUCAUGCAGCUGCAGCCACCAUAGCAAUCCUUGCCAACUUUUGGAAAAUGCAGUCAAAUAAAAUUCUUAUCCAAGGGUGAAA